Molecule: messenger RNA, 3900 nt
Organism: Rhinolophus ferrumequinum (greater horseshoe bat)
Lineage: Eukaryota; Metazoa; Chordata; Mammalia; Chiroptera; Rhinolophidae
Gene: OVCH1
Product: ovochymase 1
Exons: 29
Coding region: 1-3900 (1299 amino acids)
Biological process (GO): proteolysis
Molecular function (GO): serine-type endopeptidase activity
Source: RefSeq, a predicted model, not a curated record
AUGUGGGCGAUGGCCAGGGCAGGUGUGCUGCUGCUGCUGCUGGCCCUGGGCCUUCCCACCAGCCCAGGACUGAUGUGUGGAAUUCGAGCAGCUCAUUUGAAAAGCAUGGAAACUGCCUUGGAAUCCGAGUUCUUCUCUAGAAUUAUUAGUUGGAGAAAUUCAACUGUCGGUGGACAUCCGUGGCAGGUCUCCCUAAAACUAGUGGGGUACCAUUUGUGUGGAGGAAGCUUGAUUCAGGAUGACCUGGUGGUCACAGCAGCACACUGCCUGAUUAACCUCCAUGAGAAGCGAAUUAAGAGUCUGACUGUGACUGCUGGGGAGUACAACCUCUUUCAGAAGGAUAAGCAAGAACAAAAUAUUCCUGUCUCAAAAAUUAUUAUUCAUCCUGAAUACAGCAGACUUGGAUAUAUGAGUUCUGAUAUUGCACUGCUGUAUCUAAAACAUAAAGUCAAGUUUGGAACUGAUAUUCAGCCAAUCUGUCUUCCCCAAAGAGAUGACAAAUUUGAAGAUGGGAGUGUUUGUAUGGCCAGUGGAUGGGGCAAGAUUUCAGAGACAUCCGAAUAUUCAAAUGUCCUGCAAGAAGUGGAGCUUCCUGUCAUGGAUGGCAGAGCAUGUAAUACUGUGCUCUGGGGUAUGAACCUUCUUCCCCCUGGAAGGACCAUGUUGUGUGCCAGCUUUCCUGAUGGUUGCCAGGGGGACGCUGGAGGUCCACUUGUUUGUAGAAGAAACAAUGGAAUCUGGAUUCUUGCUGGGAUAACUUCCUGGGGAGCUGGUUGUGCUAAAGGUUGGGAUCCUUUGAGAAACAGAAGAGCAUCAAUUGGCAUUUUCUCUAAGGUGUUUGAGUUGAUGGAUUUUAUCACUGAGAACAUGAUCACAGCUUGUAGACCUCAGGGAACAGUGUUAUUUGGGGAAAAUGGGAAGAUUCGUUACCCCCAUUCAAAAGAGGGCAACUAUUCUCAUAAUUGCUUAUGUAUUUGGAAAAUAAUGGUACCAGAAGAUAAUAUUAUCCUGGUGAAAUUUACAAGCUUAGACAUAGAAAAUCAAGUUGGAUGUGAUCAUGACUAUGUAUCUUUGCAAUCAAGCAAUGGAGUGCUUGUUAGUAAAUUCUGUGGAGAUAUAUUGCCCUCACCAUUGCUGACAGAGACCAAUGAGGCGACAGUUACAUUUGUUUCUGAUACAGAAAAUAGUGGCAGCGGCUUUGACCUUACCUUUACUGCUGUACAGAAGAACUCAGAAGCAGGUUCAGGUUGUGGGAGUGUGGCUGUGUUAGUGGAAGAAGGGACGAUUCACUCUGCCAGUUACCCUGACUUGUAUCCCAGCAAUGUAAGGUGUCAUUGGUUCAUUCAUGCUCCAGAGAAACACAUUAUAAAGCUGGCAUUUGAGGACUUCACUACUGAAUUUAACCAAAACUGUAUUUAUGACGCUGUUGUGAUUUAUGGUGACUCCGAAGAGGCACAUGAAUUAGCUAAACUUUGUGGAAUCUUUAAUCCUGCUCCAAUAUUCAGUCCUGGUAACGUGAUGGUGAUUCAUUUCAAAAGUGAUGGUGAAAAUAACUUCCGAGGCUUCAAGGCUAGAUUUACCUUUCUGCCCUCAGACUCUUUAAACAAAAUUGGAUCAACGUCACCUCCCAAAACCAAUCCUGUGUCUUCUUCAAAAGCUGUUCCCUAUGGUGUCUGUGGCAUCCCUCCGUUUAGUCCCCAGUGGCUUUCCAGAAGAAUUGCAGGAGGGGAAGAAGCCUGCCCUCACUGUUGGCCGUGGCAAGUGGGUUUGAGAUUUCUAGGCAAUCACCAGUGUGGAGGUGCCAUCGUCAACGCAAACUGGGUUGUGACUGCAGCCCAUUGUGUGCAAGCGAAAAAUAAUCCACUCUUCUGGACUGUUGUUGCUGGGGAUCAUGACAGAACCCUGAAAGAAUCAAGCGAGCAGGUGAGACGGACAAAGCGUAUCGUGGUGCAUGAAGACUUUGAUAGCCUGAGCUACGACUCCGACAUCGCUCUAAUGCAGCUGAGCUCUCCUCUGGAGUUCAACUCUGCGGUGAGGCCAGUGUGUCUCCCACACGGCAGGGACCCUCUGUUUUCCUCUGAGAUCUGUGCUGUGACUGGAUGGGGAAGCAUUCGUGAAGGUGGUGGGCUGGCACGUCGCUUGCAGCAGAUUCAAGUGCCUGUGUUAGAAAGAGAGACCUGUGAACACACUUACUAUUCUGCUCACCCAGGAGGGAUCACAGAGAAGAUGAUUUGUGCUGGCUUUGCAGUGACUGGAGGGAAUUUCCAUCAGGGAGACUCUGGUGGGCCAUUAGUGUGUAGACAUGAGAAAGAUCCCUUUGUCCUCUACGGCAUCGUCAGCUGGGGAGCUGGCUGUGCCCAGCCAAAGAAGCCGGGUGUAUUUGCCAGAGUGAGUGUCUUCUUGGACUGGAUCCAAUCCAAAAUCAAAGAUGCUGCUUCACUUCAGAUAAAUAAUGAAAGGCAAACCUUAGCAAGGAAACAAUUGCCACUGCCCACACCUUCAACAGACAGUGCCGCUGGGCCAGGCUGUUACUCUGAAAGGGAGCUAGAGGAGCCCAGAGGCUUCUUUUCAACUCCAAGAUAUCCACUGGAUUACAGAGGAAAACUGGAAUGUUCUUGGGUGCUCAGAGUUUCACCAAGCAGUAUGGCAAAAUUUACAGUUGAAUACCUGUCACUCCCGGGGUCUCAUUUGUGUCAAGAUUCAUUUCUGACUAUUUGUGAAGAAAGUCACAGUGAAAGAAGGAUGUCAGGUGCAUUAUGUGGAAGACGGCUUUACCCAAUGAUUUUCAUCAGCUCUGGACCCCUGGUGAGGGUAACAUUUCGUUCCCUUGUGCAAGGUGCUUUUGGCAUAAGUUAUAUUGUCUUUAGAGUCCAAGGUCCAAAGGAUAGUAAAAUAACCAGACUUAUUCAGGGGGCAAACCAAGAGCAUGUGGCCACUUGUAAGGAUGUUAUUCUAACCAAACCAGUAGGAAUCAUACAGAUACCAAGAUAUUUUCACAGAGCCACUCUGAGCUGCCACUGGAGGUUACUAGCGCCUUUGAAUCACAUCAUUCGCCUGGAUAUUAUCAACUUCCAGAUGAAGCCGACACCUUUGGCCUGUCAGGGUCGCCUGCAGGUUUUUGAAGGAUUUGGACGGGGCAAAAAAUUAAUAGGUUCCAUGAGAGGAAACGUUAAUGUUAAAGGAUGUCCUGUAUUGGAUUUAAUUCCAGUUAGUUCUAUUGAAAUCACAUCUCCCAAUUAUCCCAAUAUUUAUCCAAACAUGCUGAACUGUACUUGGACUUUUUAUUCCAUGUCAGGAAAUAAAAUUAAGACAGUGAUUAAAGACUUGGUAACAGAAGACUCUUGGAACUGUGAAUGGGAUUACUUCAAUAUUUAUGAUGGCCCAGAUCAGCAGUCAAGAUUACUUGCUCACUUAUGUGGCUCCAAGAAAGAAUUUGUCUUGAUAUCCAGUGGUGCUUAUCUGACUAUGCGUUUUAAGACUGAUGAGUCUGUGGGAGAAAGAGGUUUUAAACUUAUUUUAGAAGAUAUGAUUCAGAAGCAAUCACAGAAAAGCAAUAUUGGCACCAAGUUGCCUAUCAAUGGAAGAAAAGUAGAAAACAAUACCGAAAGAUGGCCAACCCAAGACAAAUGUGGAAUUCCAGUUGUUGACCCAUUCAUAACGGAGGAGUCUGAGAGAAAUACAAACGUGUUGCCAGCUGAGCGAAGGGAGCCCAGGGUGGUUGGUGGCCAUGCUGCACCUGCAAUGUCGUGGCCCUGGCUGGUGGUGCUGGAGCUGUGUGAAGGCCCCCAAGGGGUGUACUCCUUCUGUUUUCCCCAUGUCACAAGAAACACUAAGUGUCAAGCUCCCACUGAUACAGUCACCAUCUUGCAAAUGAAUGGACAUAUUGUAUUAGGUGGAUGA